Molecule: messenger RNA, 648 nt
Organism: Aspergillus terreus NIH2624
Lineage: Eukaryota; Fungi; Ascomycota; Eurotiomycetes; Eurotiales; Aspergillaceae
Exons: 5
Coding region: 1-648 (215 amino acids)
Source: RefSeq, a predicted model, not a curated record
AUGCAGAGAACUAUGAACAUCGGAGCUCGCUUGGGUCAGAUUCUGAAAACCCUUUAUCUGUUCGGAAAAUCCGACAUCCCCGUUGUUGUUCCGUCUUCAGUCAAGAACCAAAUCGAUGGCGUGGAAGAGGACCGUCUAGCAAAGGCUCAUCGCCCACUACCAUCCGGACGUAUCUCCCUCGGACGUGCCUGGGUCUUGUACGUCAUGUUGUUUGCCCUUAUGUGGGCAGUGAGUGUCCACGCACGGACCGUCAAGUGUACCUUCGCCUACACGGUGGCCAUCGUGGCAUACAAUGAGGGAGGAUUAGCCAAGGUGCCUAUCGUGAAGAACGGACAUGCGCAAGAUUUUCGGGACCGUUCAGGAGAUGCAUACAUGGACCGGAAGACGAUUCCCCUACUUAUAUCACAACCUGCGGCUCGCUGGUCGCUGGCUGUGCUUAUGAUGGCCUGGACCGUUGGUGUCGUCGCGUUUUGGCAGCCACCCGUUGCGGCCAGUGUAGCCUUGGCAGGGGUAGGCCUCCGUUGUCUUCAUGGAUAUAUCUCAAGCUACGAUGAACGGCAUGACUACGUGUCGUAUUACUGGUAUGGAGUUUGGCUACUUGGAGCCAAUGUACUUCCUCUUUUUGCUCGAUUGAGAGGCGAGACCUAG